AUCUUUCUUCUCUUUAAGCUCUGCGACUGCAAAAGAAAAUUUCAGAUGAAAACUUUGGAAUUAGCUUUACCUCCAUCUCCACCGUCUUUAGUUCCUUCUUUUAACUACAAUUCCACCGCACGAAGCGUCGGGAAUGAUGUCAGAACCAACUUCGAUGUUCAACUUUUUCUAAGGAAACCUAAACACCAAAAAUCAGAACCUGUCGUCGUUAUUCAACAACCUCAGAUUCAACCGCAAAAUCCAAGUUCUCGUUGUUCUACUUCUGAUAUUCUCAGACUAAUGGAUUCUCUUUCUUUACCAGGAAACGAAGAUAUUUACUCUUGUCUUGCCAAAGAAUCAGCCAGAGAAAACGAUCAACGUGGAGCUCACGAGCUACAAGUGCAUAUCAUGAAGUCUAGUAUUAGACCCACGAUCACUUUUAUCAAUCGUCUUCUUUUGAUGCAUGUUUCGUGUGGGCGUUUAGAUAUUACACGCCAGAUGUUCGAUAGAAUGCCUCACAGAGAUUUUCAUUCCUGGGCAAUUGUUUUCCUCGGUUGUAUUGAAAUGGGUGAUUACGAGGACGCUGCUUUCCUUUUUGUUUCGAUGUUGAAACAUUCUCAGAAAGGUGCUUUCAAGAUUCCGUCUUGGAUCUUGGGCUGCGUUUUGAAAGCUUGUGCCAUGAUUAGAGACUUCGAGUUAGGGAAACAGGUUCAUGCCUUGUGUCAUAAGCUAGGGUUUAUAGACGAAGAAGAUUCAUAUCUAUCGGGUUCUUUGAUACGUUUCUACGGAGAAUUCAGGUGUUUGGAAGACGCUAAUCUCGUGUUACACCAGCUCUCUAAUGCUAACACUGUUGCUUGGGCAGCGAAAGUUACUAACGAUUACAGAGAAGGAGAGUUUCAAGAAGUAAUCCGCGAUUUCAUCGAAAUGGGUAACCAUGGAAUCAAGAAGAACGUCUCAGUGUUCUCUAAUGUUCUAAAAGCAUGCUCAUGGGUCAGUGACGGUGGGAGAAGCGGGCAACAAGUGCAUGCGAAUGCUAUAAAGCUCGGAUUUGAGUCAGAUUGUUUGAUCCGAUGUCGGUUAAUUGAGAUGUAUGGGAAGUAUGGGAAGGUGAAAGACGCGGAAAAGGUUUUUAAGAGUAGUAAGGACGAGACUAGUGUUAGUUGCUGGAACGCUAUGGUCGCAAGUUAUAUGCAGAAUGGGAUUUACAUUGAAGCCAUUAAGCUUCUCUAUCAGAUGAAAGCAACUGGAAUCAAAGCACAUGACACGCUUUUGAACGAAGCCCACCUUCAGAUGUAACUAACUGUAGAUAAAGAAAAUGAUUGAACCUGAUAUGUAAAUAUAUAUAAGAGU
Molecule: messenger RNA, 1329 nt
Organism: Arabidopsis thaliana (thale cress)
Lineage: Eukaryota; Viridiplantae; Streptophyta; Magnoliopsida; Brassicales; Brassicaceae
Product: Tetratricopeptide repeat (TPR)-like superfamily protein
Exons: 1
Coding region: 46-1275 (409 amino acids)
Biological process (GO): RNA modification
Molecular function (GO): RNA binding
Source: RefSeq, marked reviewed